AUUGAACAGAAAAAUCAAUUGGUAUUUUUAGAUUUUUUGAGAUAUCCAGUAUUUUAAAUAUUUUGAGCCCUGAGCUUUUCAUACAUUCUGAAAACACUGCAGCUGGGGGCACCUAGGUGGCUCAGUCCUGGCAUCCGACUCUUGAUUUCGGCUCAGGUCAUGAUCUCACAUUUCAUGAGAUCUAGCCCCACAUCUGGCUCUGGGCCGACAGUGUGGAGCCUGCUUGGGAUUCUCUCUCUCUCCCUUCCUCUCUGUUCCUCAUCCCCCCCCCCCAAUAGCUCUCUCUCUCCCUCUCCCUCUCAAAAUAAAUAUUAAAAAAGUGAAAUAUAAACACUGUACCUAACUUUACGUCAUGUAACCAAAGAUUUAAAAUAUACAUACACACUUGCUCACGCAUUCAACGAAACAAGCCAGGCCAGCCGAGAUUGAAACAGGAAAGCAGUUGAUUUUCAGUUCCUUAAAAUAUGUUGAAUUACGAAGUGGGUGAUGAAAGGUAAAACAACCUUUGAAAAUUUUAGUACUGUUUUGUGUAGAUUUCCUUAGGAAAAAAAAUUUAAUUAAAGCAGGGAUUUCAGAUUUCCAGGCUCAGGGACAUUGUUUAUUGUACAAUUACUUCAUACCUUUAACAGUUGCUGUUAUGAAAUGGAAGGACAAAUGACAUUGUAACAUUAUUGUUUGUUUGCAAGUAUCACUUCCGGUACCUUCCCCAGCUAAUGGCUCUGUAGGCUUGAGCCAGGUUAGAAAAAUAAACUCAGGCAUGCUGUUCAGAGGUAGAUGGCUCUCCAAAUUAUGUUCAUGGUCUUAAUUUCCACCAGAUGUUCGUUUUAGCCAGACACACAUAAUCAUUUGGCUUUAUUAUUUCAUGCAUUUUUGAUUGAAAGUGUUGAAUAUUUUAAAAUUCUGUGAUCCGGUAAAUAUCGUUGUGAUGCGGUCGUGGAGGAUGAGUAAGCUUCAUGCGAUGCCUUCUACCCCAACGCGGGAUCCUCCCAUUUGAGAUGGAAUUUAUUUAGUUGGAUUUGUAUCAGUUCUUCUCUCUGGAGGCUUCAGGGAGCUUGCAGACAUCUAACAGUCCUUAAAUAUUUCAAAAGAGAACUUCAGCAAGAAGGUGGAGCCGGGAGCCAAGCGGAGGAAAAUAAUGUGAAAGCAAUGAUAGCAAAGAAUCUUUGUGUCCCACCCACCUCAGCCCACCUCCCAGAGCUCCCGAGAACGGUUUUCCCUGCUCUCAGUGGGGGAAGAGAAUUUCAUUUGGAAAUUAAGGGUGUUUGAUCCUGACGAAUGCUUGGGGCAGUGGCAGAGUAAGCGGGAGCAGCCCUGGUCUUAACGACCAGCUGUGUGACCUUGGGUAAGUUCUUACCCUCUCUGAGCCUCAUUCAUUGAAGUGAGCAUUGGAAUGGAGGAUUUCUAAGGUCCCCUCUACCUAUUGGGAUCCUAUAAUUCAAAGACUUCAAAGCUUGAAAGUACUCUGGUCUCCCCUGGAAAGGAAACCCUGCAUCUGGAAGGUGUGGCUCAAGGCAGCAGAGCAGGACCAAGCCAGAAAUGUCUUAAGAAAGAAUACGUACGUGUUUUAAAGUGUGUUCUCACCAUACUGGCUUGAUGUAGCCUGUUCUUCCUCCUUGGUUGGCUUGGUCACUGUUCUUUGUCUGUGAUUCUUUAUUUUUGGUUUUCUCAGUGUUUUCUUUUGUGUUCAUUUAAAUACUUAAAUUUUAGUUCCUAUAGCCUAAUUUAUUCUUCUUUUGCACUUUGUGAAACCCCAGAGUGGUCAUGGCAAACCCCAGGAGGGAUGCCUGAGACAGAAUUUUCCUGUUCACAACAGGAGUAGGGCAUGCUUGGCUUCUUUUUUUCUUUUUCUUUUGUUUGUUUGUGUUUUGUUUUUUGUCGCUUUACACGUAUUAGCUCGCUGCCAGACAUUCAUUCUUUUUUUUUUUUUUUUAAUAUUUAUUCAUUUUUGAAAGGCAGCAAGAGACAGAGCAUGAAUGGGGGAGGGGCAGAGAGAGAGGGAGACACAGAAUCUGAAGCAGGCUCCAGGCUCCGAGCUGUCAGCACAGAGCCCGAUGGGGGGCUUGAACUGACAAACCGUGAGAUCAUGACCUGAGCCGAAGUUGGAUGCUGAACCGACUGAGCCACCCAGGCACCCAGAAUUUUGUUAAAUUUUUACGUUGAAUUUUGCACCAGUUGUAAAGGGCGUUCUUGGUUCAUAGGGCUAUAAACAUUUCAACCUUUGUCCUUCACAAGGUAAUUAUUUCAUUAAAAGCAAAUUACAGUUGAUUCAGUAGCUCCAGAUAAAAAUGCUAAUCACAUGGUAAAUGGAUAUGCUAAGAUUUGAGAACAAAUUACCUUGGUAUUUUAAUGGAGAGAGUUUUCUGAGCUAAUUUUUAUUCAUAGCCUCUCUCUGGCUAAUGUGAGGCUGGUGAUGAUUUCUAUAAUUAAUGAGCUCAAGUUAUAAAAAAAAAAAAGACUAACAGGUAGACAGUAGGGCAGUGUGGAGCCAACAUUUUUAUUUCAGAGAAGUUGGAUUUCAGGCCAUCACUGCGAAAGGUGCUCUUACUGAGCGAAUGUUUUUAAAUAGGUACACAAACAGGCUUUAGGAGGUUACGGUAUCUCCCAAAACGUCUAUGAAAAAUGUUCCUUGUUUUAAAAGCUUAUUUAAUGGAGGUGAGGAUCCAUUGUUUUCCUUUUUUUUCUUAACUUUUUUUUUUUUUUUUUUUAGAGAGCAUGAGCAGGAAGGAGGGGCAGAGAGAGAGAGAGUCUUAAGCAGGCUCCAGGCUCAGCACUGAGCCUGACGUGGGGUUUGAUCCCACGGCCCUGGGAUUAUGACAUGAGCCAAAAUCAAGAGUUGGACUCCCAACUGACUAAGCCACCCAGGUGCCCCAUGUUUUCCAUUUUUUGCUGAAGGAGUUGGGCUGUGACUCCCAUGAGAAAGUAAAGUCACGUUCCAAUUUUUGAAUAGAAGUGAGGUGCCUGGAGGUCUCUAGGUGACCCCAUGUGGGGGUGUACCCCUGGAGCGUGUGAAGGUUUAGCAUCCACCGGCUGGAACAGGGUCGGGCAGCCCACAAGUCUGGGUCAUCGCUGCUCAGUACAACUCCCCGUGUUGAUGGCUCUGUUCUCUGGAUGGGAGUAUUCUGCACAGUACCCUCAGGCCACAGGCGGCUGUCGAGCACUUGAAAAUGUGGCAAGGGCAAUUGAGGAAUCGAACUUUUAACUUACUUUUAAUUCGUUUCAGCUCCAGUAGCACUGUGUUGGACGUCACAGGUCCAGAGGAAGUGGAUUUACGCCCCGUGCGUCUACUGAUACGAGCAGGGGGCUACAGUGCAUCACCUGUUGACAUAGCCACGGGGUGGGUGAUACUUGGAUGGCAGAGGGAACAUAGAAAACUCUGUGCUUUUCAAGAGCUCGUGGAAACGUAUCGCCUCCGAGGAGGCUUUCCUGUGGAUUCCCCGUUCCUCCCACCCGUCCACAAAUACACACCCCCAGGGUAAGCGGGUGCACACACGGUAUGGUUCUGUAGGUUCUUUGUGGCCCUGGACACAUUCGGUGUUCACUUCCACGUUUUGAACACCGUGGCUUUACAGUCCAAUAACAGCCCUAGAGUUGGGUCCUUCGGUCUGCCGGGCAGCACCUGCCCGAUGGUCGGUGUGGAUGGGAGGGCCGCCAAUGCAGUGGCAAAGUCGUUUGGAGGGGUGUCCUCAGAUAGGUUGCCGGCAUGUCAACCUAGGCUUUAUUGUGGCUUUGUUGUUUUUUCCUACAUUUGUGUUUUGGCUGAAAGUGAUGGGGUUUUGUGAGAAGUGACUUUACGUGAAUUUUUUUGCUUGUUUUCGCUUUUACCUUUUUUUAUACCUGUGGGUGUGAACUCAAGCUGUCCUCUGGGAACCAGGGCCGUGGUGUGGGUGGUGAGGAGACUUUUCUGUGAUGGCAGCUCAUGGGACGGCUCUACUUACCAAGCCUGCAGGAUACCCCUCAUUCAUCCAUCCUAGUUAUUUUUGAGUGCCGGCCGUGGCGACUAAGCAUUCUGCAUGUUCCCCAGAUGCCUGUGGCUGGUGAGCCUCCGAGAGUGGAGAAGGCAGAGUCGGUCAGCCUGGUGGGAAGAACAGAGGGGACCCCGCCAGCCUUCACAAGUCGCCGAGCGACGAGGCAUUCACCCACACCAUCUGCUCUCGCACGCCCAUUCCCCUCAGUGUGCGAAUGCCUCUCCUCGCCAACCCUCCCAGCCUCCCCGCCUCAGAGAGCUUACUGCCUUCCCUGGGAAAGUCUCCUCGGGCCACCUUUUGGCUCCCACAGCCAUUGGCUGGUCUGAGCAAGCUCGGAGAAAGUCCUGGUGUCCUCACGCAUGGAGUAAUGCAAGCAGGUCCGAUGAUGCUCCACUCCACCGCUUCCCACCCGAAAUCAAAAUAGACCAGAAUGAUGUUUCACCCUACAGAUGCAACAGGACUGACUUGUAUCUGAAAAGAAUGUAGCGAUCCAUUACUAAAUACACCAAGUAAGAGGCAGGGACAGUGCCUCAUUGCCCCUGUGGAACCCUUGCAUCGAGUGUGGAUGAAUCGAUGUGGUUAAUUAGAUGAGAUGACCAUAUAUCAAAAACUAUUCAGCUCAGCUGUUGAGCUAAAUAGAUGUUUUUAAAAUAACCAAUCGAGUUGAGGCUCCUCGUUACCACCUGACCUUCUUUGGUUUGUCAGAGGGGUGGGUGGGUAUUUAGGGACAAUAUAAGGUGAGUCAGCCACAUCCGUUUCCUCCUCUUGUCUGUUCCCCUCUUCUUUCUUUUUCCUUUCCUUCACUUUCCUUUCCUUUCUUCCCUUUCUUCUACUUUCUUUCCUUCCUCUUCUGUUCCUGUCCUCUUUUCAUCUUUUCACUUCCUAUUUUUCUUCUCUAUUCUCGUACUUUCUUUUCUCUUGCUGCUUCUCUUUAUCUUCAGCUAAGUCAAGACAUAAGCAACAUGGCCAUGGAUAUCUAUUUCAACCAGAAAAACUUAAGCUUUCUUGGAUUACCAAGUCAAAGAAAAGUUCCAAGCUUUCAGAAAGAAUUCUUGCUUGAAGAUAAAGAACAGCGCAUUAACUACAAAGGAGGAAUCAAUGCUAAGCUUUUAACUGCACUUCCCAAAGUUGCAGAAUUAAGAAAAAUCUUUGAACCAAAGAGGAAAGAACUUUUAGAAAUGAAAAGAAAAGAAAGAAUCGCCAGGCGCCUAGAAGGAAUUGAAACGGACACCCAGCCCAUCCUCUUGCAGAGCUGCACGGGGUUAGUGACCCAUCGCCUGCUGGAGGAAGACACGCCCAGAUACAUGCGAGCCACAGACCCGGCCAGCCCCCACACUGGCCGGUCCAAUGAAGAGGAAGACACUUCGGACUCCUCGGUGGAAAAGCAGACCCGCUCCAAACUCUACCCAGAAACGCCGGGCGUCCAUGCUGACGCCUCCUGUGGUUCGGCUCUCAUGGACGCCCCGGCUCUUGAGUCCAAAGCGGAGAGAAUCGCGCGGUACAAAGCGGAGAGGAGGCGGCAGCUGGCCGAGAAGUACGGGCUAGCGCUGGAUUCCGAAGCCGACUCGGAACCGCUGUCUCGAUACACCAAGUCCCGCAAGGACGCUGAUGCUGCCGACAGAAGGGGAGGGAAAAGCGACAGGCAGGCCGAGCCGGGCAAAGAUUCGAGCUCCCUGUACUCCAGGCCCUGCGUGGCCGAGUCCAAGGACUAUGCCCUCCACGGGAGUGACGGUCUUUCCGACACCGAGGUGCUGCUCAACGUGGAAAACCAAAGACGGGGGCAGGAGCCCAGCGCCCCCACGCAGGCCCGCGACCUGGCCCCCACGGUUGACGGUUCCUCAUCCUUCCAGUUCUCCGGGCGAGACUGCACCGCCUUCAGUGACGUGCCAAGGUCCCCAAAGCAAAUGCACGCCGUGCCACCCGCCUCCCCGAGCCACUCUGCCGGUGACCCUCCACUCCCCGCGGAGGCGCGAGCCAGUACCGGGAAACCCAAAUAUGAGUGGUUUCUCCAGAAAGAUUCCGAAGGGGACACACCUUCUCUUAUCAACUGGCCUUCCAGAGUUAAGGUUAGAGAAAAAUUGGUGAAAGAGGAGAGUGCUCGCAACAGCCCUGAACUCGCCUCAGAGCCCUUGACUCAGAGGAGACAGCAGCCAGUGCCUGUCCAGUGCUUGCCUUUUCAGUCAGAAAAUUCGGCCUUUGAUAGGGUCUCGAGCAGGGCAGCCGGCUCCGCACGACAGCCCAUCCGCGGCUACGUCCAGCCGGCAGACCCAGUUCACACGGCCACGCUGGUGACCUCAGAGAUCCCAGAAAAUGUAUCUGAAUGCAGCUGGGGAGCGUCAGCCACCCAGAGUGUCAGGAAGCCUCCCAGCUUGAAGGUUCUAGAAAGCGAGAGGAGGGAGACUCCAGUUCUUCAUAUUUGUGAAUCAAAAGCAGAGGAGGAUGUGCUCUUCACCGAAGCCCUCGAGGAAAGCAGGGACACGCUCUUGGCUCUGGAGGAUCACGGGCUUGCCAGAAGCCGCGAAGAACCCUCUGGAAGCGAUGACUUCGGCAAGCCCGCGGUUAGCACUGCCACCUUCGAACUUCGGAAGGGACCGGAAAGUCCGUCACACCCACCUCACACUCAGCAACAACCCACUGAGAGGAUGGUCAGACAGGAAGUGGUCCUGUAUGUUCAGAGCGAGCCUGUGUCCCAAGAUGCCAGGGCGACGGGCCACAAAAAGGAAGCAUUUACCAAGAAGCGCAAGGUCCUUACCCGCUCCCUGUCUGACUACACUGGCCCCCCUCAGCUGCAGGCCCUGAAAUGUAAGGACCCCGCUUCAAAGCAAGAGCACGAGUCACAGACUUCCAAAGCUGGAGGACCCCCCACGGAAGUUGGCGUGCUGGACACAAAGGUCUCUGUCGCCCAGCUCCGAAAUGCCUUUCUGGAGUCUGUCAAUGCCAGCAAGAAACGCGAACUCCAAUCCCGGGUUGAGAGGUCAGCCGAAGGAGUUGGCUUGCCUACCGGUGUGGAACGGGAGAGAGGGUCCCGGAAACCAAGACGCUAUUUUUCUCCUGGUGAAAGUAGAAAGACUUCCGAGAGAUUUAGAACUCAACCUAUAACCUCAGCAGAACGAAAGGAAUCAGAUAGGUCUGCGUCGCAUUCAGAAUUGCCAACUGCUGAGGAUGAAGAAAAGGUAGACGAACGAGCCAAGCUGAGUGUUGCUGCCAAGAGGCUGCUUUUCAGGGAAAUGGAGAAAUCAUUUGAUGAGAAAAACGUUCCAAAGAGACGCUCCAGAAACCCGGCCGUGGAGCAAAGGCUGCGGCGGCUGCAGGACAGAUCCCACACCCAGCCCGUCACCACCGAGGAAGUGGCCAUCGCAGCCACACUACAGGCAUCUGCUCAGCACAAGGCUUUAGCCAGAGACCAGGCAAACCAGGGCAGAGAUUCUACCGAGCAAGGGGAACCUGACUCCUCCACUCUAAGCUUAGCAGAGAAGUUGGCCUUGUUUAACAAGUUGUCCCAGCCGGUCUCAAAAGCUAUUUCUACCCGAAACAGAAUAGACAUGAGACAGAGGAGAAUGAAUGCUCGCUAUCAAACUCAGCCAGUCACGCUUGGAGAGGUACAGCAGGUGCAAAGUGGAAAGCUCAUUCCUUUCUCACCGACUGUUAACACCUCUGUGUCCACCGUGGCAUCUACAGUCCCUCCAAUGUACGCUGGGGAUCUUCGGCCAAAGCCAUCUGUGGACGACAUCCCAGGUGCCACUGACUAUAGACUUCCGCCGUCAAUAGAAAAUUCAGAAUCUCCGGUGAGAAGCAUUCUGAAGUCCCAAGCCUGGCAGCCUUCAGCAGAGGGUAGUGGGAGCAGAGGAAUGUUGAGAGAGUUUGGAGAGACAGAAAGCAAGAGAGUCUUGACAGGUGGAGUUGGUGGCAAAGCGUACGGGUCCUGUGAGGAAGCAGAGCCAUCGUGCCCCACCCUUAACAGAGUCUGGGAAGGAGACAGCCAUAAGGAACCCAAGGAUGCUGUUCCGAGAAGGGGAAGCCUGGAACUAGCUCAUCCCCCCGUGGCCCACCUUGGUGACGAACUGAAGGAAUUUUCCAUGGCUAAAAGCAUCGCACAGGGGAGCCCAGACUUGAGGGACAGGCAGCCCUUUGAAGAGAAGGUCGGCGUGGAGAAUGUCCCAAGAAGGAGGUUUUCACUAAGAGCGGCUGACUUCGGGGAGCCCGCUUCCGAGCAGACGGGCACAGCUGCCAGGAAAACUGGUGCUCAGGCUGCAACCCCCGUGUCCCGGAAGCAGCAAGAGCCUUCCGAGCAAGCACUGGAGAGGUACUCCAAGAGUCCGGGUGCGAUGUUUGCUGCCGGAGAGAUCAAAGCGCCAGCCGUGGAGGGCAUCCUCGACUCAGCCAGCAAAACCAUGUCAAUUAAAGAAAGAUUAGCACUGUUGAGGAAAAGCGGUGAAGAGGAUUGGAAAAACAGACUUAGCAGAAAGCAGGAGUAUGGCAAAGCGUCUAUCGCCGGUGUCCUGCACGUACAAGAAACGGAACAGUCCCUCAAGAAGAAGCGGGUCACAGAAAGUCGGGAGAGCCAGAUGACUAUCGAAGAGAGGAAGCACCUCAUCACUGUGAGAGAAGAAGCCUGGAAGACCAAAGGCAAGGGAGCAGCCAACGACUCCACCCAGUUCACGGUGGCCGGCAGGAUGGUGAAGAAAGGUUUGGCAUCACCCACUGCCAUAACUCCAGUGGCAUCUCCUAUUUGCAAUAAAACGAGGGGCACCACGCCAGUGUCUAAACCCUUGGAAGAUAUCGAAGCCAGACCAGACAUGCAGUUGGAAUCGGACCUGAAGUUGGACAGACUGGAAACCUUUCUAAGAAGGCUGAAUAACAAAGUUGGUGGGAUGCAGGAAACUGUACUCACGGUCACUGGCAAAUCUGUUAAAGAGGUGAUGAAGUUGGACGAUGACGAAACCUUUGCCAGGUUUUACCGCAGCAUGGACUGCACUCUACCGAGAAGCCCCGUGGAGCUGGACGAGGACUUCGAUGUCAUUUUCGACCCUUACGCCCCUAAGUUGACCUCCUCCGUGGCCGAGCACAAGCGCGCAGUAAGGCCCAAGCGCCGGGUUCCGGCUUCCAAAAAUCCCUUGAAAAUGCUGGCAGCCAGAGAAGAUCUCCUUCAGGAAUACACAGAGCAGAGAUUAAACGUUGCCUUCAUGGAGUCAAAGCGGAUGAAAGUAGAAAAGAUGUCCUCCAACUCCAACUUCUCAGAAGUCACCCUGGCAGGUUUAGCCAGUAAAGAAAACUUCAGCAACGUCAGCCUGCGGAGCGUCAACCUGACCGAACAGAAUUCCAACAACAGCGCGGUGCCCUACAAGAAGCUGAUGCUGUUACAGAUUAAAGGAAGAAGACACGUGCAGACACGACUGGUUGAACCUCGAGCUUCGUCGCUCAACAGCGGGGACUGCUUCCUCCUGCUCUCUCCCCAUCACUGCUUCCUGUGGGUAGGAGAGUUUGCAAAUGUCAUAGAAAAGGCAAAGGCCUCAGAGCUUGCGGGUUUAAUUCAGACAAAGAGGGAACUUGGUUGUAGAGCUACUUAUAUCCAAACUAUCGAAGAAGGAAUUAAUACACACACUCAUGCAGCCAAAGACUUCUGGAAGCUUCUGGGUGGCCAAACCAGUUACCAGUCCGCCGGAGACCCAAAAGAAGACGAACUUUAUGAGACAGCCAUAAUUGAAACAAACUGCAUUUACCGUCUGAUGGAUGACAAACUUGUUCCUGAUGACGACUACUGGGGGAAAAUUCCAAAGUGCUCCCUUCUACAGUCAAAAGAGGUACUGGUGUUUGAUUUUGGUAGUGAAGUGUAUGUGUGGCAUGGAAAAGAAGUCACGUUAGCACAACGGAAAAUAGCUUUCCAGCUGGCAAAGCAUUUAUGGAAUGGCACCUUUGAUUACGAGAACUGUGACAUCAACCCCCUGGACCCUGGAGAGUGCAAUCCGCUUAUUCCCAGAAAAGGACAGGGGCGGCCCGACUGGGCAAUAUUUGGGAGACUUACAGAACACAAUGAGACCAUUUUGUUCAAAGAGAAAUUUCUCGAUUGGACUGAACUGAAGAGACCUAAUGAGAAGAACGCCAGCGAACUUGCCCAGCAAAAGGAAGAUCCUCGGGCCGAAGCCAAGCCGUACGACGUCGCGCGCAUGGUGCCGGUGCCCCAAACCACCACCAGCACGGUGCUGGACGGGGUGAACAUUGGCCGUGGCUAUGGCCUGGUAGAAGGGGACGACAGGAGGCAGUUUGAGAUCGCCAGUGUCUCUGUGGAUGUGUGGCACAUCCUAGAGUUUGACUACAGCCGGCUCCCCAAACAGAGCAUCGGGCAGUUCCACGAGGGAGAUGCCUAUGUGGUCAAGUGGAAGUACAUGGUGAGCACCGCAGUGGGAAGUCGACAAAAGGGAGAGCAUUCAGCAAGGGUGGCUGGCAAAGAGAAGUGUGUCUACUUCUUCUGGCAAGGUCGGCAGUCGACCGUGAGCGAGAAGGGCACGUCGGCUCUGAUGACGGUGGAGCUGGACGAGGAGAGGGGUGCCCAGGUCCAGGUCCUGCAGGGAAAGGAGCCCCCCUGCUUUCUGCAGUGUUUCCAGGGGGGAAUGGUAGUACACUCCGGGAGGCGGGAAGAGGAGGAAGAGAACGCGCAAAGUGAGUGGAGGCUGUACUGUGUGCGCGGAGAAGUGCCUGUGGAAGGGAAUUUGCUGGAAGUGGCCUGUCACUGUAGUAGCUUGAGGUCCAGGACUUCCAUGGUUGUCCUCAACGUAAAUAAAGCCCUCAUUUACUUGUGGCACGGAUGCAAAGCCCAAGCCCACACGAAGGAGGUCGGAAGGACCGCAGCAAAUAAAAUCAAAGAACAAUGUCCCCUGGAAGCCGGACUGCAUAGUAGCAGCAAAGUGACAAUACAUGAGUGCGAUGAAGGAUCGGAGCCCCUGGGAUUCUGGGACGCUUUAGGAAGGAGAGACAGGAAAGCCUACGACUGCAUGCUUCAAGAUCCUGGAAACUUUAACUUCACACCCCGCCUGUUCAUCCUCAGCAGUUCCUCUGGUGACUUCUCAGCCACAGAAUUCAUGUAUCCCGCCCGAGACCCCUCUGUGGUCAAUUCUAUGCCCUUCCUGCAGGAAGAUCUGUACAGCGCGCCACAGCCAGCACUCUUCCUUGUUGACAACCACCAUGAGGUGUACCUCUGGCAGGGCUGGUGGCCCAUCGAGAACAAGAUCACGGGUUCCGCCCGCAUUCGCUGGGCCUCCGACCGGAAGAGUGCCAUGGAGACCGUGCUCCAGUACUGCAAAGGAAAAAAUAUCAAGAGGCCGCCCCCCAAGUCUUACCUUAUCCACGCUGGUCUGGAGCCCCUGACGUUCACCAAUAUGUUUCCCAGCUGGGAGCACAGAGAGGACAUUGCUGAAAUCACGGAAAUGGAUACGGAAGUUUCGAAUCAGAUCACCCUUGUGGAAGAUGUCUUAGCCAAGCUUUGUAAAACCAUUUAUCCGCUGGCCGAUCUGCUAGCCAGGCCACUGCCCGAGGGAGUUGAUCCUCUGAAGCUUGAGAUUUAUCUCACUGACGAAGACUUUGAGUUUGCACUAGACAUGACCAGAGAAGAAUACAACGCACUGCCCGCCUGGAAGCAGGUGAACCUGAAGAAAGCAAAAGGUCUGUUCUGAGCGGGAGAGAUGGCUAGAAGAAUCUGCUGUCACUUUCGAAACCCUUGGACCAGGAAAAUGGCAAAUUUUUUUUUUUUUUUUUUGGACUGGUAUUUAAAAAAAAAAACAAAAAAGAUUUUUUUCAUCAGAGUUUUUAAAACCUGAAGUUACUAGCUCUACUGCGUGUCCUGGAUUUGUGUAUUUUGUAAAUGUUUCAGCGAACCCUUUGGAAACUCUCUUUCCACGACUCAGCAGGUCAUGUUAAUAAAGGUGUCCCCGUGUGCACUUAAGUAGCUGUUCCUCAGCAGCUGCUCUCGCACUGCCCUCCUGUUCCAGCUGAGCGUUGCCUACUCUUUUUUUUUUUGAAGCAAUUCUCUUCAUAAAGUGUUAUUUUGAUAGUUUGUGGAUUCUAAAAUAUAUAUAUUUAUAUAAACACCAUAUAAAUCAAAUACGUAUUUAACAAAGCAAUAUUAUUCGAUUCACUUUUAAGAUUUGUUUUCCUUUUGGUGUCAAAAUAAUAUGAAAAGGUAGAUGGAAUUGCUUCUGUGGAAUUAGCUCUGGCAGCCUUCUGUACCUUCACACACAGUUCAGAAAUGUCUCCUUCGGCCCUAGGUCUGACUUGUUCUGAGUGCUGCUUCCGGUGCUAAAAUGAACAGAGACAUUUGUACUUCCUGGCACGGGCUCUAAAGGAUCUGUGCGAAUCCACCUUUCAACCUUAAUAUCUUCCCUGAAAUGUAUAGUGCCUUGUUUUUAUGUACAGUUUAUAUACAGAAAAGUUUGCUCUGCGUUUUUUGAUGAUGGUUUGGAACAUUAUCUCCAAUUUUACUCUAAAAAACGGUAGAAAUGAAAAAAAAACAUCUCAAAUUUCUAAAACCUGUUGUAAACAUUAAACAUGCCAUUUUGUGAUACAGGGCUCCAAAAUAAAAGCUUCAGGAAUAAACACGAUAAUUGAUUCA
This is a messenger RNA of Leopardus geoffroyi (Geoffroy's cat), 12567 nucleotides long. RefSeq names its product supervillin (gene SVIL). The coding region runs from base 4928 to 11632 and encodes 2234 amino acids. Gene Ontology annotation, biological process: actin polymerization or depolymerization; barbed-end actin filament capping; cytoskeleton organization. The record is from RefSeq and is a predicted model, not a curated record. Gene Ontology annotation, cellular component: actin cytoskeleton; cytoplasm. Gene Ontology annotation, molecular function: actin filament binding; phosphatidylinositol-4,5-bisphosphate binding. Lineage: Eukaryota; Metazoa; Chordata; Mammalia; Carnivora; Felidae. The transcript has 37 exons.